AUGACCUGCCCCCAGGGGCUCCCUAGAGGAGAGCUGACAGCCGGCCCCCCUCACCCCACAGCUCUGCCGGCUCUUAAAGCCGUGCCCUCUGUGGUAGCAUCUGUCUGUGACGAGAGUUACUACAGAGGUGCGGCAGGGGCCCUCCUCAUCUACGACAUCACCAGCCGAGAAACCUACAAUGUGCUGACUAAUUGGUUAACAGAUGCCAGAAUGCUAGCGAGUCAGAACAUCGUGAUCAUCCUCUGUGGGAACAAGAAGGACCUGGACGCCGAUCGGGAAGUCACUUUCUUGGAAGCCUCCAGGUUUGCUCAAGAGAAUGAGCUGAUGUUUUUGGAAACAAGUGUCCUCACAGGGGAGAAUGCAGAAGAGGCCUUUGUACAAUGUGCCAGAAAAAUACUUAACAAAAUUGAAUCAGGUGAGCUGGACCCAGAACGAAUGGGCUCAGGUAUCCAGUACGGAGUUGCGGCCUUGAGGCAGCUUUGGUCCCCUCGCCACGCACAGGCCCCGAGCGCUCAGGAGUGUGGCUGUUGA
Messenger RNA from Camelus dromedarius (Arabian camel), 531 nucleotides. Its product is annotated as ras-related protein Rab-4A-like. NCBI's taxonomy places the organism in Eukaryota, Metazoa, Chordata, Mammalia, Artiodactyla, Camelidae. Gene Ontology annotation, cellular component: plasma membrane; postsynaptic recycling endosome; insulin-responsive compartment. The transcript is spliced from 5 exons. The record is from RefSeq and is a predicted model, not a curated record. The coding region runs from base 1 to 531 and encodes 176 amino acids. Gene Ontology annotation, biological process: regulation of endocytosis; vesicle-mediated transport. Gene Ontology annotation, molecular function: GTPase activity; GTP binding.